Clavispora lusitaniae ATCC 42720 is the source of this 1665-nucleotide messenger RNA. Its product is annotated as Major Facilitator Superfamily protein. Gene Ontology annotation, biological process: transmembrane transport. The record is from RefSeq and is a predicted model, not a curated record. NCBI's taxonomy places the organism in Eukaryota, Fungi, Ascomycota, Pichiomycetes, Serinales, Metschnikowiaceae. Gene Ontology annotation, molecular function: transmembrane transporter activity. Gene Ontology annotation, cellular component: membrane.
AUGGGAUUGGUUGGAGUUUCACAAGCCAAGCCUAAGGCUCAAGAGGAUGAGACCAAGAAAAUCGGAGCGGAAACCAUUGAUGUGAAAAAUUACUCGAGUUCCGAUCUGGAGAGUCAGUUGUUGGAAGAUGAGCACAAUCCGUUCAAGGAUCCUACCGUGGCCCAAUUCUACUCGGACUUGUAUGAGAAAACCCAAUACGAGUGUCGUGAGGCGUUUGAUCCCCACCUUAGCUGGUCUGAGGAAGAGGAGAAGAAACUUGUGCGCAAGUUGGACUUGCGUGUGACUUUCACGGCGUGUCUUAUGUUUGUGGCCUUGCAAGUGGACAGAGGAAACUUGGCCCAGGCUGUGGCCGACAAUCUCUUGGACGAUUUGCACUUGAAUACCAACGACUACAACACAGGUAACACCAUUUUCUUGUGUUCCUUUUUGGCCGCAGAGUUGCCCUCGCAGUUGAUUUCGAAGGCUCUUGGACCCGACAUUUUCGUUCCAAUGCAGAUGGUGGCAUGGAGUAUUGUGGCUAUAGCACAAAGUGCCAUGAAGAACAAGGCUGGCUUCUUCAUCACCAGAGCCCUCAUCGGUGCCCUUGAAGGCGGUUUCAUUGCUGACUUGGUUUUGUGGCUUUCGUAUUUCUACAAGUCUCACGAGUUGUCGAUCCGCUUGUCGUUCUUCUGGACGGCUUUGUCCACAACAGACAUUCUCACGUCUUUGUUAGCGUUUGGUAUCUUGCGUAUGCGGGGGGUCCACGGAAUGGCAGGAUGGAGAUGGCUUUUCAUCAUCGAAGGUAUUUUCACCUUGGCCAUUGGUAUUUACGCUUUCUACGCCAUGGUUCCUUCAGCUCUUCAGACAAGAAACAAACUUCACCCUAAAGGAUGGUUUACGCCCAGAGAAGAGAAGAUUGUCGUCAACAGAGUCUUGAGAGAUGACCCAUCAAAAGGUGACAUGCAUAACAGACAGGGAUUAUCUCUUCGGAUGAUCUGGAAGUCCUUGUCCGACUACGACUUGUGGCCCAUUUAUGCCGUCGGCCUUAUUGUCUACAUUCCUAUGUCUACCAUCAAGCCGUACAUGACGCUUACCAUGAAAUCCGUUGGUUUUUCCACCUUUAAUGUCAACUUGUUGAAUAUUCCGCAAGCAGUGAUCCACAUCAUUUUCUUGUUAGCCAUCACCUGGUUUUCGGAGCGUAUAAACGAAAGGGCAUUGACCAGUCUUCUUCUUCCACUUUUCACAAUUCCAUUUAUGGCUGCGAUCAGAUGGUGGCCAGGCUCUAUGGUACAACCUUGGCCCACGUGGUUUUUGGUGACCAUGGUUUUAGCUGCUCCUUAUAUCCAUGCCAUCUGUGUGUCGUGGGUGUCGAGAAACUCCAACUCUGUUAGAAGCAGAUCAAUAUGUUCUGCCUGUUACAAUAUGAUGGUGCAGUUGGGAAACAUAGCUGCUAAUAACAUUUACAAGAAUGAUGACAAACCAUUGUAUCAUCGGGGAAACAGCCAGCUUUUCGCUAUUUCCGUCUCCAUGGUUCCUUUGCUUUUACUAGUUAAAGCAUACUAUGUAUGGAGAAACAAGAGCCGUGACAAGAUUUGGAACUCAUGGACUCCGGAACAGCAGGAAGAAUACGUGAAGACUACUACAGACGAGGGAAACAAGAGGUUAGACUUCCGUUUUGACCACUAG